Drosophila mauritiana is the source of this 750-nucleotide messenger RNA. RefSeq lists its product as uncharacterized. The record is from RefSeq and is a predicted model, not a curated record. The transcript has a single exon. NCBI's taxonomy places the organism in Eukaryota, Metazoa, Arthropoda, Insecta, Diptera, Drosophilidae. The coding region runs from base 17 to 658 and encodes 213 amino acids.
GUUUCCUUACCUUAAAAUGUCUAUAAGAAAAUAUCGCUGUGGUGUCGUCCAAUUGAUGGCAAUAAUGGCAUUAACUGUUAAUGUGCGGUGUGAUUUCAGAUCGAUAACGUUACCAAAGGGGGAAAUCGGCCUGAAAAACAUAGCUAAAUGGACACGCAUAAGCACUGCAAGAGAUCUUAGUCAUCAGCUUUGGGACCAAGGUUGGAGCAGCAGUCUUUCGCUUGGACUUGGCCCCACAUCCAGUGAAGUGUUAAACGCCUUUUCAGUGGCUAAGCUGGCCUCUGCUAAUGUUAUUAUUGCGCAGAAACAACUAGAGACUGCAAAGGAAAAUGUGUUAAAUCAACAAAGAAUAGCCACUGAAAAGCAAACACAAGCUUUAAUAUUGAAACAAAAGUCUCAAGCAGCGUCUGCUAUAUACCACUCUGAGGCUAUUGAACGACGUCUUGCAGCAUCCAAGUCAGCGGUGGCACGUGCAGCUGCUAAUUUUGCUGCGGCUGAAAUUAAAAAAACUAAAAAUGAAGCUGCCAAGCUUGGCCGCAUUACUCGAAAUGGUCAGCACGUUUUAUCCUUAUCGCCAGCAAGCAAUCAUUUGUCUAUAUCGUAUCUACAACCGGUUCACUUCAGUUCAUGGCUUAAUGGUCAGAGUCAUUUUCCUUAAAAGCUAUAAAAUAAACAAAACAUAUAUUGAAAUAAUCAAUAUAUCUCAUUUAGUUAUUUAAUGUAAAAGAUAUUCAUCCAUCAUCCAUAUAA